Amyelois transitella is the source of this 1444-nucleotide messenger RNA. RefSeq lists its product as uncharacterized. Gene Ontology annotation, molecular function: phosphatase activity. The record is from RefSeq and is a predicted model, not a curated record. Gene Ontology annotation, cellular component: cytoplasm. The transcript has 6 exons. NCBI's taxonomy places the organism in Eukaryota, Metazoa, Arthropoda, Insecta, Lepidoptera, Pyralidae. The coding region runs from base 104 to 1000 and encodes 298 amino acids.
GCUGGCUUAUAUUUUGGUUUGCGUACUCGCGAGCUCAGUGGCUCCCUAUUCUAGGUUAUGAGAACACGCGUUAGCGUUUUAUUUUAGUUUGAAAUUAUCAAAAAUGACGACACCAGUGAAUCUUGAGACGUUGGACUCGAACGGGUUAAAACAGUUUUUGGACUCUUUUGAUCACGUGUUUUCGGACUGUGACGGUGUAAUAUGGGGAAGUGGUGGGCCACUCAAAGGAUCCGGAGAGUUCAUUGAACUGAUGAAGAAGAUAGGAAAGACAGUGCAUUUCGUGUCCAAUAAUAGUAUACGUACCCAACAGAAUUACGAGAACCAGUUCAAAGCUGCGGGUGUUCAAAAUGGAUAUGAAAAUCUGACGAUACCAUCUUUGGCCAUUAAAGAGUUUCUGAAAUCGAAAAACUUCACAAAAGCGGUAUACUGCGUGACGUGUCCAGAAACGAAAAGAGUUUUACAAGAUGCGGGAUUCAAAACCAAAGAAGGCCCAGCAAGUGCGCCAGGGUACGACGAACUGGGCCAAUUUUUCGACGACGAUCCUGAAGUAGGAGCGGUUUUAUUAGACUGUGAUACAAAUUUGAAUUUACCAAAAAUAUACAGAUGCGUAACGUAUCUUGAGAGGGACGAUGUGCUUUAUCUCAGUGGAGCUACGGACAAGUACUGGGCGACAAAGAGGGGUAUUGCUAUAGGUGCGGGAUUCUUCACCCAGUUAGUGUCUGAGGAAGCAAAACGACAGCCCAUUCAGCUGGGAAAACCGGGGAAGAUAUUCGGAGAGUUUGCGAUGAAACGGGCCGGAGUCACCGACCCCGGCAGGGUACUUUUCAUUGGCGACAUGUUGGAGCAAGACGUGGGUCUAGGAAAAAACACAGGAUUCAAGACAUUUCUGGUGCUGUCUCACCAUACAGUCGAAGAAAUGCAGUCACAGGACAGACUGAGGCCAGAUUAUUACGCCGGGUCCCUGGGCACUGUUGUUCCUGUAUUGAAAAAAUAUUUAUAAAUAGAAAAUUACGUCGAAUAUAUUUUAGGGAAUUUAAAGGCUUGUUAAUUUAGUUUUCUAUUGUAUUUCGUUUUUAUAAGAAAGUAGUUAAUUUGUACAAAUAAUAGUAAAUAUUAAGCGAUUCAAAUGAAUCGAUGAAAAAUUUCAUUAACGUACUUUUACAUUGUUCAAAGUUGAAAAUUUAUUUAUUUUUUGAAUCUAUUUUAUUGAUAACAUGUAUUCCAUUCAAAUUAUCAUUUAAAAAUUAAUUAACUGUCAACUGUAAUUAUAAAAGUGAUAUACUGAUUAACAAAUGAUUAAAUAAAUUAUUAUGUAUGUACUUAAAACUGGUAUAGAUAUCAUUACUUAACUUUUUUUCUCACAUCUAAUGAUACAACAAUUUCUUUUUUUUUAAUACUAAGUUGUUUUUUUUACACACUUUUUUUAUUAAAUGUAAUCGCUUUA